This is a messenger RNA of Spodoptera frugiperda (fall armyworm), 1910 nucleotides long. Its product is annotated as EARP and GARP complex-interacting protein 1. Gene Ontology annotation, biological process: protein ubiquitination. The record is from RefSeq and is a predicted model, not a curated record. Lineage: Eukaryota; Metazoa; Arthropoda; Insecta; Lepidoptera; Noctuidae. The transcript has 9 exons. Gene Ontology annotation, molecular function: protein binding. The coding region runs from base 121 to 1242 and encodes 373 amino acids.
UACGGUAAAGAGUAAAAGAGAAAACAAUACCAAGUCCAAAAUGUUUUAUCAUUACGACUACUGUGCUGAUGUAAACAAAUAUUAAAUUUUUAGCUAAUAUAAUAAUAUUUUCAACUUGCAAUGGAGGAAGGAAAUUCAAUAAUAUACGGUUUAGAACACCAGACAAGAGCUCUCUCCCCUCAAUACGGAGAGAGUGACGCAAUCAGGUUCCUAAUAGGCACACAGAGCCUGAAGCCUAAUUCCAAUCAAAUACAUGUUGUGGAACUUGAAGAGGAUACCGGAGCCUUGCAUACUAAGGUGUUCAAGCAUGACAUCGGUGAGGUGUGGCAUCUCCGGUGCUCUCCACACGACGCAGCCACUCUGCUCACCACGCACAACUCGUAUGAUCCUGCCACCUCGCAGUGCACCAUGGGAGUCUCUAUAUUUAAACUACCAACUGUUGAGGUAAUACCGAAAGACUUGGAUGAUCUGAGCGCCAUUCAAAGCAGGAAUGCCGAAGAUAUGGAACUGCUUCUAACCAUCAAACCAGAGAAACCCGAAGAAGAGAUACGUUGCGCAGAAUGGCACCCGACGGACGCGAGUAGAGUGGGCGUGGUCUGCGAGGGCGGAGUCCGAGUGCAUGACGUCACGGGCGGCGCCGCCAUCAGCCGGGCCGCUGCGUCAGCCCGACUCAAGUUCACUGGCGGCAAGUGGAACCCACAUCAAGGACAUACGCAGUUCGCAGUGCUACAGGACACACAUAUAAAAUGCUACGACACUCGCUCCGACUGCACUAAACCGUCGUGGAGCAUCGACAAUGCGCAUACGCAACUUGCCAGGGAUCUCGAUUUUAAUCCUAACAGACAAUUUCACUUAGCUAGCGCGGGUGACGACGCCGCUCUCAAAAUAUGGGACUACAGGAAUGGAAAGGAACCUAUCUUCAGCAGAACUGACCAUUCGCAUUGGGUAUGGACAGUCCGCUACAACACGUUCCACGAGCAGUUGUUGCUGUCAGGCAGUUCGGACGCGCGCGCACUGCUCACUGCCGCCGCUAGCGUGUGCUGCGACCUCGACGAUGACGGCAAACGACUCAGCCAAGUUCUAGAAGACGGAGUACUACAAUCAUAUGAACAGCAUGAGGACUCAGUGUACUGUGCAGAGUGGAGCGCUGCGGAGCCCUGGACCUUCGCCUCCCUGAGCUACGACGCCCGGCUCGUACUCUCGCGAGUCCCCAGACAUUUUAAAUACAAAAUAUUGCUGUAAACUCACAAUAAGCAAUGGAAUCUAGUAUAUUUCUAUUUAUACACAAGGUGUUAUAAAAUAAAGGCAAGUUGCAUCUCCAUUUGGAAGAAGAGGGUCCUAAGAUGAGGUUUCCUAGUAGGCAAUUCGCUUGUGGUAUUUUUUCUGUAACACCUUGUACAAUGAUUUUAUUGUAACUUUCGUGAGACAUACUAAAUUAAUUAUUAUGUUAUCGGCUUACUCACGUAUCGUUUUGACGAGGAACUCGACUAGUUUCAAGCCAUGCUAGAGGCUCAUAUUCAUGAGCAGCAUUACGCAACACACGACGCGGCGAUUGUCGCACUGCUACUGGCGAUUCGAGCUACGCGCCCAUCGCGCCCUCUGCCUGGAAUCGCGCGUACUAUCCGGCGCGCGCGACGAUGUUGGCUCGUUAGACUCGCUCGCCGGCGGCUGCGCAGGUGUUGGGUUCGAUUCUCCUCUAGCAUGGCUUGAAACUAGUCGAGUUCCUCGUCAAAACGAUACGUGAGUAAGCCGAUAACAUAAUAAUUAACCUUGUACAAUGUUCAGUUUUCAUAUUUUAACAUUUAAUGCAAAAUAUUAUUUAAGUUUACUUUGUUAUGUCACAUUCCAUGUAACACAUUAUUCAUUAAGAAGUAAAGUAUUUAAUAAAAACACAUUGUAUUUACAAAUAA